This is a messenger RNA of Colossoma macropomum (tambaqui), 2216 nucleotides long. RefSeq names its product ATP-binding cassette, sub-family G (WHITE), member 4b (gene abcg4b). The record is from RefSeq and is a predicted model, not a curated record. The transcript has 16 exons. Gene Ontology annotation, cellular component: plasma membrane. The coding region runs from base 141 to 2096 and encodes 651 amino acids. Lineage: Eukaryota; Metazoa; Chordata; Actinopteri; Characiformes; Serrasalmidae. Gene Ontology annotation, molecular function: ATP hydrolysis activity; ABC-type transporter activity; ATP binding.
UGUGAGUGAAUGAGAGUUCGCGUUAAAAGAGCAGAAAUGGCUCAGAUGCUCUGAUCUGUGAAGCUGCUCCGCACCAGCCGCUGGAUUCACCCCAGACUCAUCAGCGCGAGGACACUGAGAGCCACUCUGAGGUUGUUGUUAUGGCAGAGAAGUCGUGUGACAUGGGCUCCGUUAAUAUUGCCAUGGAAGACAGUCUGUGUAAUGGAGGCACGCAGACACAGCCGCAGGAGGCUCCACUACUGACCCAUCUGAAGAAGGUGGAGAACCAGAUCACUGAAGCUCAGCGCUUCUCUCACCUCCCCAAACGCUCUACAGUGGACCUGGAGUUCUCUGACCUGUCCUACACUAUCAGUGAGGGACCCUGCUGGAAGAAACAAGCUUCAACAGCAGGCUACAAGGCCCUACUCAAGUGUCUCUCUGGGAAGUUCUGCAGCCGGGAGCUUGUUGGGAUCAUGGGACCCUCAGGAGCUGGCAAAUCCACACUGAUGAACAUCCUGGCUGGCUACAGGGAAACAGGAAUGACAGGGCAGAUCCUGGUCAACGGCAGGCCCAGAGAUCUCCGCACCUUCCGCAAAAUGUCAUGUUAUAUCAUGCAAGAAGACAAGCUGCUACCCCACCUCACAGCUCAGGAGGCCAUGAUGGUGUCUGCCAACCUGAAGCUCAACGAAAGUAUCGAGGUGAAAAAAGAACUGGUGAAAGAGAUUCUUACAGCUCUGGGGCUCCAUACGUGUGCCCACACUCGCACUCUCUCCCUCUCUGGAGGGCAGUGUAAGAGGCUGGCCAUUGCACUCGAGCUGGUGAACAACCCUCCAGUCAUGUUCUUUGAUGAGCCCACCAGUGGUCUGGACAGUGCCUCGAGUUUUCAAGUCGUCUCAUUAAUGAAGUCUCUGGCCCAGGGCGGACGCACCAUCAUCUGCACCAUUCACCAGCCCAGUGCCAAACUGUUUGAGAUGUUUGAUAAGCUGUACAUCCUGAGCCAGGGACAGUGCAUAUACAAAGGCACUGUGCCAUACCUCAUCCCUUAUCUGAGAAACCUGGGACUGCACUGCCCUACGUACCACAACCCUGCAGAUUUCAUCAUCGAGGUGGCAUCAGGAGAGUAUGGGGAUUUAAACCCAGUUUUGUUUGAAGCUGUCCAAGGUGGAAUGUGUGUUCUAGAGGAGAAGAAGAAUUGCUGCGGAAAAAAGGACACCUCAAGCCCCUGUCCUGCAAAUUGUCCCCAAGACUCUGCAAUUGUUGAGAGCCAUACAUUUGCAACAAGCAGUUUGACUCAGUUCUACAUCCUCUUCAAAAGAACAUUAAUAACAAUAUGCAGAGACCAGGUGUUGACACACUUGCGGCUAAUGUCCCACAUCAGCAUUGGAGUGUUGAUAGGCCUGCUUUAUCUCAACAUUGGCAAUGAUGCCAGCAAAGUGUUCAACAACACCGGAUUCCUGUUCUUCUCCAUGCUCUUCCUCAUGUUCGGAGCCCUCAUGCCUACAGUACUCACAUUUCCUCUGGAGAUGGCUGUGUUUCUGAGGGAACAUUUGAACUACUGGUACAGUCUGAAGGCCUACUAUCUGGCCAAGACAAUGGCUGACAUUCCAUUCCAGGUCAUCUGUCCUCUUAUGUACUGUAGCAUUGUGUACUGGAUGACUGAGCAGCCUCCAGAGGCGAGUCGCUACUUACUCUUUCUGGCCUUGUCCAUCUGCACCGCCCUGGUAGCGCAGUCUCUGGGACUCCUCGUUGGUGCUGCUUCUACCUCUCUUCAGGUGGCCACGUUUGUUGGUCCAGUCACAGCCAUCCCAGUCCUCCUAUUUUCUGGCUUCUUUGUCAACUUUGACACCAUUCCAAAGUACCUGCAAUGGAGUUCUUAUGUCUCUUACGUUAGAUACGGCUUUGAGGGGGUCAUUCUGUCCAUCUACGGGAUGAACCGCACAGAAUUAGAAUGCCCAGGAAAGGUCUGCAAGUUCCAGAAGCCUGAGGAAGUUCUGCAGUUGCUGGAUGUAGAGGAUGCCAAGCUCUACAUGGACUUCAUCAUUCUGGGCAUUUUCUUCCUCAUCUUCAGGCUGGCUACAUACCUGGUGCUGCGGUACAAAGUCAAGAUUGAGCGAUAGUAUUUAUUUAAGUCAUUCCUCUCUUCUGUGCCAAGACCCUGACUGGUUUCCAUGUCCUGUGACGUAACUCCAAACUGUAGUAUAAGAUCAGUUCAGAAAGUGCCUGCUCAGGAAAUUCAC